AACUGUGGCAAACCGUAAAGUUUGUAAACAAGAAACGGAACAUUUUCGUGUGGACGUGGGGCAUUGCACUGCAACAGAUGUACUGCUGCUAAGUUAGAAGUAAAAGACGUUUAAACAGCUGAGUGAAUAUUUAGGUUUAUUAAACUUUAAAGCUAGUGAGAACCGAAACUUGUGUUUUCUGUUAAAUACGUUCGGUGAACAAAGCAGACCUAAUUCUUGUGUUGCACUCAGUAUAGUUGUAGGCGAAACAACAACAGUAGUGAUACUGAUCAUAAUGUCUACACUUAGAGUUUUGUUCUUCUUGAUUUUAACAUGUAUUUCCUUAUCCUUGGUUGUUGAAGCUUUAAGAAACCCAGCAGAAAACACCGAAAGGAGAAAACAUAUUAGCCAUAAAGCAAAAAAUAAUGAUGGCUCUACUGACAAGGAUUCAGAAAAGAAGGGCCACAGUGAAGGGCAAACCAAUCGCCUAACUGCCCUCCGAUGCUGCAAGAUUGGAGAGAUGGUUGCUAAGAGAGGAAUGUUUUGUAAUUACGACAUACACGCAGACUAUAAAACCAUGAAUAACGUUUACCGUUCUAAGCUGAAACUCCAUGGAACCUACGAACAUAAUCCAACUUUUACCGCGAGAUACAAGAUCGUUGCCUUACGAGUUGCUAAAUGUUUUCACCACAAACUUUUACUGGAGAAAUGCUGCCACUAUCGCGCAGAUUUCAUUAGAGCUCGAAAAGCUUGCCGAGAGUUUAAAGGUUUGGAUAGACGAUCGUGCCGUAAGCGAGUGAAGAAAGAGUAUGGUUAUUAACCAUUAAGGGUUAGAUUGAGCCUGCAGGGAAUGACGAAAUCUGACAAUAUCCUCAAAGUAAAGAAAAUAUAAAAUAGGCUUAAAAUUUUGAUAGUAUUGAAGAUCUCCUUUCAGCCUGUAAUUGUUCUAAAUAUUUAUUUUGCAAUUUAAAGCCGAUUUUAGUGUUAAAUAUUAUACCAAAAUCUGAAUACUUCUAAUCAGGAACGUCGAGAGCCAGCACGGGCCCCGGGGCA
Messenger RNA from Limulus polyphemus (Atlantic horseshoe crab), 1032 nucleotides. RefSeq lists its product as uncharacterized. The record is from RefSeq and is a predicted model, not a curated record. The transcript is spliced from 2 exons. Bases 275 to 799 code for a protein of 174 amino acids. NCBI's taxonomy places the organism in Eukaryota, Metazoa, Arthropoda, Merostomata, Xiphosura, Limulidae.